AUGCUCUUGAAAUUGGCUGUUUUGGUGAUGCUCUUCACCACGGCUGAACUCAGCAGAUACAAAUGCCCAUUCAGAAAUGAGCUCAGCAGAAGUGGCAAAGGAUACUGUGAAAGAAAAAUGGACUACAUCAAAUAUCUCGAUGAUCAUCCCGAACAACACUUCAGUCGCCCUGAUGUUGAACUUGAAAGACAACUCGAGAUUUCGGAAUAUGAUAAAGUGAGUCAAGCCUAAAAAGUUCAAGCCUAGCCGCAUUAUUUUUCAGUAUCAUUUUUGCUGCUACGAACAACUAUGCCUUGAACAAUGCGGUAUAGAUAUCACAGAAGUUUUUACGAGCAAAGUUGGAGCCAUGUUUCCAGGAUAUGUUGGAAAAAUUGUUGAAAGUUAUCCUAAGUUCUUCGCGGUGAGUUAAAAGAGAGCCCAGAAAACCUAAAGAAAUUAUAUAUUUUCAGCACAUCAAUGCUUCUGAAAUCGAUGUUUUGGAAAGUGGAAAAGCUUCAAGUUUACUCAUCGAAAAAUGGCUUGUGUACUUGACUCAUUUGAACAAAAAUCUCGCCAAGAGCUCCAAAAACAAGGAUUCUGAUUCAUAUUUUUUCUGAGAAAAACCUCUUCUGAAUUUUCCCCUCAAAAAUAUGUACCUUUUUUCUUGAUUUCCUCUAACUUCUUUUUGAUAUACUUCAAUUGUUCCUAGGAACCCUUUUCUUUGUUCGUUGAAAAUGUGUUUUUUUUCGAAUAAAUCUGUUAACAAAAAAAUGUCUUCAGAAGUUUUAAAGAAAAAUUUUCAGAUUGGAUUUUCAGAGCUUUAGAACUUCAUCUCACAAAUUUCAGAAGAUUAAAAAACAUUUGGAAAAAUUUUUUUCAGCUUUUUAAAAAAUUUUCUGGGAAAAAUCGUCAUUUUUUUUUUAAAUUUUAGAUAAAAUCUAGGAAUUUUUAAAAUUUCACUAAAAAUAAUUUUUGCCGAUUUUCAGAAUCUUUUCCAGCCUUAAAUCUAGGCUCACAGGAAUUUACGGUGCAAUUUUUUUUGGCAAAAAUUGGAAGAUUCAAAUAUGAUUUUCAAAAUUUUGUUGAAUUUCUGAGAUCCAGAAUUUUAUAUUUUUAGGCUUCCUAUCAAAAAUUCUGAAUUUCAGCACAAAACCAAGGAAAAAUCAAUAAAUCUUCAAAAACCCCCUUUGUUUGGUAUCAAAAUGGUCCAAAUCCCCUGAUUUUUCUGAAAAUCAAAGCUUCAUUUCACAUUCUAUGUACAGUAACCCAAAUUCUCCUACAGUUCUUGAAUAUCUCAAAAAUUGCACUCUAUUAUCCAUAUUUUUCUAGGCGGAGCUUGGGUUAUUUUUUGUGGGCGGAGUCAUAUAAAAACCCCGAGCUCUUCACAAUUUUUAUUUUUUUUUCUCAAAAAAAAAAUUCUCCUGCAUCUCUAGCCUCUCUAGCAUCUUUAACUCUCUAACUUUUAGGUAAUGAUUUCGAAAUUGGGAAUUUGUGUGUUUGUCUUGGUCUUCUUCGGAGCCGGAGCUGAAAUCUGGUGCCCCUUCAAAAGUGCCUUCAACAGAUGGAACUGUGAGAGAUCGUCGGAAGACCUCAGAUAUUUUGCUGAACAUCCAGAACAACGCGUCUGUAGGCCCGAUGUUGAUAAUUAUUCCGAUCCUCAUUAUGAUAAAAACGCGACAGCUGAGGAGAUAGACAGAGCAUUGUCUUACGGCAGUUUGGUGAGUUUUCAGAAAGCCCAGGAAGCCUUAAGAGCUCUAAUAAUAUCAUUUUUUAGUGCUGGGGUUGUUGCUACGAAAUGAUGUGCCUUAAAGAAUGCGGUAUAAAUUUACAAGAGGAAGUUGACAAGAGCAAAUUCUCAGAACUUUUCCCUGCCCAUGUUGGAAUUAUCGUUGAAAAUCAUCCCAAAUUUUUUGUCGUGAGUUAGAGAGCUCCUAAAAAGACCCAAAGAAAUUGUAUAUUUUCAGUACAUCAAUUCCUCUGAAAUCGCAGUUUUGGAAAGUGGAAAUGCCUCAGAUGUUCUGCUCGAAAAAUGGUCCGUGUAUAUUGCACAUUUGAACAAGGAACUCGCCACAAACACCAGUAAACAAGGAUUCUAA
This is a messenger RNA of Caenorhabditis angaria, 2075 nucleotides long. The record is from the annotation of a GenBank genome assembly. Lineage: Eukaryota; Metazoa; Nematoda; Chromadorea; Rhabditida; Rhabditidae.